UGGGUGAAUGCUAAAGAACUAUAGAGCCACAAAUAAUAGGACAAGCUGAAUCCAUAUCUUGCAAGUCUUACGUUAUCCUUUAAGCCUUCUUCGGCUCACACAACAACAUUUUUAUACUUAAUGACGCUUAAUUUAAUUUCUUCUUAUCAAGUCCAUUGGGUUGGGGAUUAUUCAUUCAUAUAAAACUAUAUCUGCAGCUGGUACCAGCCUAAAGUCUGCCUCAUAUGAGUGCAGUCAUCUAUUAUUGAGCGAAAGGCCGUGCGUGGAAAUGUGUGCGAGACGCUGGAUUUGAAGUAGAAUUGGUUACAAUCGAUCAAGGGUGAAGAAUAUUGCUGAUGCUUACAAUACACUAGACAACUAUGUCUUUCUCGCAGUUUGGAUACCCCUACAAUGCAACUUCACAGGUCAGGCUCUGACUGCACGAGUGGCUCCCCGUCCGCAGCCUCCUUCUGCUGCCCCCCGUCCUACGAGAACCGUCUGCUGGCGAGCACCAGGACGGAGCUCGGCGCCGCGCUCGGCAUGUACAGCUCCCCUUAUGCGGCUGCGGCUGCCGCCAGCCAGAACUAUGCCAACUACUUCCCCUACAGCACCGAGCCGUCCGCCAUCUACUCCACGCUGAACCCCCAGUAUGAUAUUAAAGAUGGCACUGGGACACUUCAUUCUGGCAUCACCCAAACUGCGGCAUACUAUCCUUACGAGCACUCGCUCGGACAGUACCAGUACGACAGGUACGGGACGGUGGACUUCAACAGCACAGCCAGGAGGAAGAACGCCACAAGGGAGACCACCAGCACCCUGAAGACCUGGCUGUACGAACACCGCAAGAACCCCUACCCCACCAAGGGCGAGAAGAUCAUGCUGGCCAUCAUCACCAAGAUGACGCUCACACAGGUGUCCACCUGGUUCGCCAACGCCAGGAGGAGGCUAAAGAAGGAGAACAAGAUGACCUGGUCCCCCAAGAACAAGGGCGGCGAGGACAGGAAGGAUGACCUUGAGAAGAGCGACCUGGACUGCGUCACCAAAGACUCCAGCGACUUCAAGGAGAAGGACCUGCACCUCAGCGACCUGGACGACAUGGAGGACGAGGACUGUGACAAGAUGGACAGCGACUGUGAGAAGGGCCCCUCAGAGGAGCAGGACCUCCACAGGGCCAUGGCCGUGUCCGGGGCCCCCGCCAAGGGGGAUCGUGGCUCCGAGCUCCCCCUGAGCCUCCACCCCGGCUUCCACCCGUUCCCAUGCGGCGUCAAGAGCGUGACCUCGCUCCCCGGCCUGCCCUCCGACUUCCUGGACUCUGUGGCUCUGAAGCCCCUCUCCUCCACCACCACCACCUCCUCCUCCUCCUCCUCGUCCUCGUCCUGUGGGCCCCCGGGGGCCCUGUCCCUGUCCCACUACGAGUCCUCCGACAAACCCAGGAUCUGGUCCCUGGCGCGCACCGCCGCCUCGGGAGUCAUCCUGAGUUCCCAUCCCGGGGCGGUCCUGAGCCCCCAUCCCGGGGCCGAGGGGCGGCACCCGGGUGGGGACUGCCAGCUGCACGGCUCCCGGCCCCCCCAGGCCCCUGCGGUGGCGUGCCGGGGCGGCACCGGAGGCGGGGGCCUCCACGCCUCGAGCCACGCGACCAACGCGGAGAACCCCUUCCAGGAGGGCCCCCCCCUGCACCCCAAGCUGUACGGGGCGGGGGGCUACGGCCACAAGGCCCUGGGACUGCCGUGCUCCGCCUUCCCCUCGCUCCAGGACGCCUGCCAGUUCGCCAGCAUCGAAGGAUUCGCUGGUGUCAAGGCGGAGACAGACUCGCCUGACCUCAGCAGGGCAUGCGCGAGUCUGCAGGAAGACAAGGUCACGGCGUUCAGAGCGGUGAUGAAGAGGUGAAGGAGAUGUAUUUGCGCACCGGGAUAUACGAGUGGGACUUCUAUUAUGCACUAAAUUACAAGUAUGGUCCAGGAGCGUUUGGAGUAUUACGCGUGGAUUACCUGACACUCCUGCAGAGGGAAAUGAUUAUUCUUACUGUGGAUAUGACCGACAUUUUGCACACUCAUUUUUUUUUUCUAUGGUGUCGAUGAGUUUAUGCUAGAAUUGUAAAUCCAACGGCAGAGAAUAGCCGGAUCAUUUGUAAAUGGGGAACCGUGUUGUGUAGCAAACCUUAUUCAUGUUGUCGUUUGAAAUUGUACUUUGUGACUUAAUUUAUUAUAUAUUUAUUUAUUUAUUUUCAACUGAUCAUUGAAAUCCUGCGUUAAAUCUUCUUUCGUUGUCGCUGCGUAAUGUUUUGCUUCAUAUAUUUUGGCCGAUUGUAAACUUGACAGAAAAGACUGGAUUUUUGUUGCUUUGCGUGGAGACCCGAAAUGCAAUUUUUUCUCCUCAUGUUUAUUGUUCAUGUUUGCCAUUCUUUUUUAUAUAUAUAUGUAAGAAAGCCGUUUUCGAAAGACUUCUGGAUGUCAGUCACAUUUUCCUUUUUUUGUAUGAAGUUUGACAUACAAUCAGCCAAUUAAAACAUUUGAGGUUAUGCAUUUGAUCAAAGUUCAUCAUUGUGACUGAGUUAAUAAUUCGCUGGAAGACGUGAGACAAAUGAACAAGACGAGGAAGAAAGAGAACAUCAAGUCUCCAUCGUGAGCAUUUAAUCAGUAGUGGCAUCAAACACUUUGUAAUGUUAUAGGAGGAAGGGCGAAGGCUGCUUUGUUCCAUGCAAGAACUUCAUAUUGUUUUAAUUAAAAGGUCAUUUGUAAGAUCAAAACGACGUAGCAUUGUCGUUUAAAAGAAGAAGAUUUAGCUGUGUAUAUAUACACAGCUAAAUCUUCUUCUUUUAAGUUUUAAGUUACUUUACGGUUUGUGUCUAUUCUGUUGAUUUAAUUUAUG
Molecule: messenger RNA, 2847 nt
Organism: Gadus morhua (Atlantic cod)
Lineage: Eukaryota; Metazoa; Chordata; Actinopteri; Gadiformes; Gadidae
Gene: irx6a
Product: iroquois homeobox 6a
Exons: 7
Coding region: 391-1866 (491 amino acids)
Biological process (GO): regulation of transcription by RNA polymerase II; neuron differentiation; cell development
Cellular component (GO): nucleus
Molecular function (GO): DNA-binding transcription factor activity, RNA polymerase II-specific; RNA polymerase II cis-regulatory region sequence-specific DNA binding
Source: RefSeq, a predicted model, not a curated record